AUGUAUUAUUUUGGAAUAUAUCCAGAGCUUUGGGCAUUCUAUCUUACUGUUUUGAUUCCUCAAUUGGCCAUGACUUUGAGUAUCUAUAUUGUCAUGUUUAUUAUGUUUUUCCCAUUUUUGACAGUGUAUUAUUCAGUGUUUCAAGGACCACUUGGUAUAGCCUCAGCAUGGUUAACUAUCUGGGUUGGAUCAGCAACCACUUCUAUUUUCAUCGUUACUUAUGCCUUAUUACCCAUUGUUCAAAAAGUCGCCUUUGAUGCUGUUAUGAGUAGAGAAUUUUCUGAUGAUGUUGUAUUAUUAGGUAAACUUAGAAGAAUUGCCAAAGUUCCAUUUUUAGUUAAAUGUGGUAGAAUCUUUUGGAUCAUUCCUUAUUUAUGGGUUUUACCUUAUUUGAUUGCCAAAUUGAUUCUUAUUUAUUUAGUUCUUUUAAUUCCUAUUCCAUUUGUGGGAUUGAUUUUAUCACUUUGUUUACAAGCGCCAUCUAAGGGUUUACAAGCUCAUUCAAGAUAUUUUACCUUAAAAGGAUUUGAUAAAAGACAAAUUCAUGCCAUUUAUGUAGCUAAUAGAGGUUCAUACUUAGGUUUCGGUGCCAUUGCUGUAUUAUUGGAACAAACUCCUAUCAUUGGAUUACUCUUUAUGUUUACUGAUACUCUUGGUUCAGCAUUAUGGGCAGUUACGAUUGAACAAAGAGAAAAGAAAGAGGCUGCAAAUUUAUUAAAUGAGACUGCCACAUUAAGAUCUCCUACUAAUGUUGAGAUUAUUGAAGCUAAUGCUUCAUUAUAUGAUCCCAAGAAAGAAGAUUAA
Molecule: messenger RNA, 804 nt
Organism: Scheffersomyces coipomensis
Lineage: Eukaryota; Fungi; Ascomycota; Pichiomycetes; Serinales; Debaryomycetaceae
Exons: 1
Coding region: 1-804 (267 amino acids)
Cellular component (GO): prospore membrane; lipid droplet; ascospore wall
Source: RefSeq, a predicted model, not a curated record